Molecule: messenger RNA, 1908 nt
Organism: Apiotrichum porosum
Lineage: Eukaryota; Fungi; Basidiomycota; Tremellomycetes; Trichosporonales; Trichosporonaceae
Exons: 9
Coding region: 1-1908 (635 amino acids)
Biological process (GO): transmembrane transport
Cellular component (GO): membrane
Molecular function (GO): transmembrane transporter activity
Source: RefSeq, a predicted model, not a curated record
AUGAACCGCGCCUCUCUCGAAAUGUCAACUGCCGCAGGGCCAGGCGCGACCUCGCUCGCGUCCGAGGCCAACCAGCUCGAGCCCGAAAAGGACAGGAGCGACGUCGAGGCCCCACGUCCCGACAGCCCCGAGAGCCUGGGCCUCGAGCAGGAUAUUGGCGUGACCAAGAUCGAAGCUCUCUACAUUGUGUUCGGCAAGGGAUGGAAGCUGUGGCUUCUGUGGGGCUCCAUUGGAGUCGUCUGCUACGUCUUUACGCUGAGCCAGAGCACGACCUACACAUACUCGGCCUUUGCCACCUCCUCAUACUCGCUGCACACCAUCGUCGCCACCAUUGCUGUCGUGACACAGAUCAUGGCCGCCGUGGCGCAGCCGUUCAUCGCCAAGAUUGCCGACCUCCUCUCGCGCCCCAUGGCGCUCACCAUCUCGGUCUUCUUCUACACCCUGGGCUUCAUCAUCACCGCCGCUAGCAAGAACGUCGACUCCGUCGUCGCCGGCCAGGUCCUGUACACCCUCGGCAACACGGGUAUCAACCAGGUCACGGGCAUCCUCAUUGCCGACAUUACCAGCCUGCAGUGGCGCGGUGCCGUGCAGGGCGCCUACUCGCUGCCGUGGGUGCUGAACGCGUUUGUCGCCGGAUACAUCACGGACGGUAUCAGCGCGUACUCGGAGAACGGAUGGCGCUGGGGCUACGGCAUGUUCUGUAUUCUCGUGCCCGUGUGCAUUGCGCCGUCGCUCCUGGUCCUGUUCUGGGGCGACCACCGCGCCAAGAAGCUCGGAGCUCUCUCCCUCGCCUCGUCGUCGUACGCGCGUCGCCACGUCCUCGAGGGCAUCGAGCCUCCCCGCCGUACCGUGCUCCAGGUCAUUCUUCACUACGCCAUCCACAUGGACGCGUUUGGUCUGCUCCUCCUGGGCUUUUCGUUUGCGUGUCUCCUUGCCCCCGCUACCCUCAGCACGACGGCCGUCGGCGGCUACGCCAACCCCUCGCUCAUCGCCAUGUAUGCCGUUGGUGGUUUCCUCUUUGCCGCGUUCUGCGUCUGGGAGUGGCGCUUCUCCGCAUACCCCAUCAUGCCCCGUCGCGUCAUGAACCGCACUUUCCUCUGCUGCAUUGCCAUCGACUUUUUGUACUACUUCUCCGGCUACCUGACCGACACAUACUACCUGUCGUGGGUGUACAUCAUCAAGCCCGAGUGGUCGGACAAGAACUACACCUACUUUAGCAACAUUAUGACUGUGGGCCUGUGCGGUUUUGCCGUGUUUGCGGGCCUCAUCCAGCGCUACACCCACCGCUACAAGGCGCUCCAGCUCACGGGCCUCGCCAUCCGCGUGGUGGGCGAGGGCAUCAACUUCCUCGCCGUCAACGGAAACCAAAAGGACGUGACCCUCGUGUUUGCGCGUAUCCUGUGCUCGCUCGGCGGCGCGAUUUCCGUCAUCUCCACGCAGGUGGCAUCGCAGGGCUCGGUCGCCCACGCCGACAUGGCGCUGGCCAUGGCCGUCCUGUCGCUGUGGACGUCGCUCGGCGGGUCCAUUGCGUCAGCCAUCUCGGGCGCCGUGUGGAACAAGCAGGUGCCGCUGCACCUCGAAAAGUAUGUCGGCGAGUACUUUAACGCGACGGAGCGCGCCGAGAUUUUCGGGUCCAUCCUCGUCGCGCGCGCCGCCGAGCCCCACGACCUCAUCAACAGGGCAUACACAGAGUCCCUGCGCGGCCUGUACAUUGGCGCGCUCAUCACCUCGAUGCUCGCGCUCAUCGCCGGUCUCCUCACAAAGGAGUUUUACCUCGGCCAGGCGCACAACACCGUCGAGCCCCACAAGGAGGUCGUCAUGCGCGACGGCGUCUCGGACGAUGCCAUCGCUGCCGAGGCGCAGAAGGUGGAGGAGAAGGUCCUCCACGAGCUCGAAGGCAGGAAGUGA